Molecule: messenger RNA, 708 nt
Organism: Apiotrichum porosum
Lineage: Eukaryota; Fungi; Basidiomycota; Tremellomycetes; Trichosporonales; Trichosporonaceae
Exons: 4
Coding region: 1-708 (235 amino acids)
Biological process (GO): translation
Cellular component (GO): large ribosomal subunit
Molecular function (GO): structural constituent of ribosome; RNA binding
Source: RefSeq, a predicted model, not a curated record
AUGUCUAAGCUUGCUGGAAACGUGCGCGCCUCCAUCAAGACCCUCCUCCACGAGUCUUCCCUCGAGGGCCAGAAGGCCGGCGAGGGCAAGAAGAGGAACUUCGUCGAGACCGUUGAGCUUCAGGCACGUAUCAGCGUCGUCGUCGGCGACAGCGAGCUCGAAAGGGAGGACUUUUCGCAGCGUGACAAGCGUUUCUCGGGUACCGUCAAGCUCCCCCACGUUCCCCGUCCCCGCAUGCAGCUCUGCAUUCUCGCCGACGCCAUGGACGUUGACCGUGCCAAGCAGCUCGACGAGGAGCUCGCCUUCAUGACUGUUGAGGACCUUAAGAAGCUCAACAAGAACAAGAAGCUCGUCAAGAAGCUCGCCGCCAAGUACGACGCUUUCCUUGCCUCGGAGGCCCUCAUCAAGCAGAUCCCCCGUCUCCUCGGUCCCGGUCUCUCCAAGGCCGGCAAGUUCCCCUCGCCCGUCUCGCACUCCGAGGACCUUGCCCGCAAGGUCAACGAGGUUCGCUCGACCAUCAAGUUCCAGCUCAAGAAGGUUCUCUGCCUCGGUGUCGCCAUCGGCCACGUCGACAUGGAGGAGGACCAGAUCAUGCAGAACACCAUGCUUUCGAUCAACUUCCUCAUCUCGCUCCUCAAGAAGCAGUGGCAGAACGUUGGCUCGCUCCACAUCAAGACCACCAUGGGCAAGCCUCAGCGCCUCUUCUAA